Messenger RNA from Cuscuta campestris, 1920 nucleotides. NCBI's taxonomy places the organism in Eukaryota, Viridiplantae, Streptophyta, Magnoliopsida, Solanales, Convolvulaceae. The record is from the annotation of a GenBank genome assembly.
ACCGGCCCUAAUUAAUGAACUCCAAUUUCCUUCCUUUUUCCUCCGCCGCAUCUUCCUUCAUUUACUGCGCAAAACCCCAUCUCUGAACCAAAAUCUCACGGACCCAUUUCGGACUUUAUACAAAAGCUCUCGACUUUCUAAGCCUCCGCCCAUCCAUAUCCAAGAAUCCAUCUUCUUUAUAAAGAAUGGUGGUGCGCUGCCAGACAACCCAUCCGCCGGUGAAGAAACGCGGCGGCGGAGGGGUGGUUGAUGGCGAAGAAGACGAGGAAACUCACGACAAGAGAGCAAGACUAAAUCUUUUGUUCAUCCUCCUUCUCUCCCUCUUUUCUUGUGCCUUCAUUAUCUCUCUCUUCUAUUCAUUUCGAUCUGAAGGUGAUGGGAUUUCUUCCGCUGGUUCCUCUGUUUCCAAAGGAACACUUAGCUGCGACAGAAGUGGCUUCCGGAGUGAUGUGUGUGUUAUGAAAGGGGAUGUAAGAACAGACCCUUCUUCAUCUUCAAUUGCACUCUACACACACCAUGGUUCUAAAAAUCACAUCUUUAGCCUGUUUGGUGAUUAUUUUGAUGGUGGGGUCACCCCAAUUGAAAGGAUUAAGCCCUACACUAGAAAAUGGGAAAAGAGCAUCAUGGACACCAUUGAUGAAUUGCGUCUGGUUGCGAAGAAAAGCAGUUCCAGCAUUCCACAUUCGUGUGAUGUCCAACAUGACGUCCCGGCUGUCGUGUUCUCAACAGGAGGCUACACGGGAAACGUCUACCACGAAUUCAACGACGGGAUUUUGCCCCUCUACAUCACUUCCCAGCAUUUCAACAGGAGGGUCGUUUUCGUCAUUCUUGAGUAUCACAACUGGUGGAUUUCCAAGUACGAAGACAUCCUUUCUCGCCUCUCUGACUACCGUCCAGUGGAUUUUCGAGAAAACCGAACCCAUUGCUUCUCCGAGGUCAUAGUUGGGUUAAGGAUCCAUGAUGAGCUCGCCAUUGAUCCUUUGUUGAUGAAAGGGAAUAAGAGCAUGGGUGACUUUAGGGAGCUUCUUGACCAAGCUUAUGCUCCAAGAAUCAAAGGCCUUAUUGAGGAGGAGAUGGAAAAAUCUAUUCCAAAGAAGGCGAAAACUUCCAAAGCACCAAAGCUGGUUAUAAUAGCUAGGAAUGGGUCGAGAGCAAUACUUAAUGAGGACUCGUUGGUUAGAGUGGCUGAGAAAAUUGGAUUUCAAGUGGAAGUUUUGAGACCUAACCGGACUUUAGAGCUGGCAAGAAUCUACAGAGCUCUUAAUUCAAGUGACGUUAUGGUUGGAGUCCACGGUGCUGCAAUGACUCAUUUCCUCUUCUUGAAGCCCUUGGGUGUUUCGGUCUUUAUCCAAAUCAUUCCGUUGGGAACUGAAUGGGCUGCAGAGACUUACUAUGGUUACCCAGCAAAGAAGAUGGGAGUGAGGUACAUUGGGUACAAAAUCCUUGCAGAUGAAAGCACUUUGUAUGAUGAAUAUGACCAGAAUGACCCUAUACUAAGGGAUCCAAAGAGUGUGAAUGUGAAGGGGUGGGAAUUCACCAAGAAGAUAUACCUUGAUCGCCAAAACGUUAGACUGAACCUACGUAGAUUUCAGAAGCGGCUUCUUCGUGCCUAUUACUACACCAUUGCAAUGAAAAAUAGGCGAUCAAGGAUGGGGAGAGAAUGACAUUAUGGGUGACAAGUAAGACACACAUCUCAUCCAAAUUCAUACAUUUGUCCCGUGAUUCUUCUGGUCGCAAUAACAAGGUGCCAAACUGAGCCUACCAACAAAUUCCAAACUAUGCAACUCAAGAAGAGAUACAAUUGAAUGAAAAAAGUGUAUUUCAAUGUUAGUAGAAUCUCGUUUUUUUGUGUGAGGGAUGUGGAGUUAUCUUUCAAUCUACUACUACCCAUGUAAGGGAAUCGGGCUGAGAAGACAGUAA